Aspergillus calidoustus is the source of this 1428-nucleotide messenger RNA. The record is from the annotation of a GenBank genome assembly. Lineage: Eukaryota; Fungi; Ascomycota; Eurotiomycetes; Eurotiales; Aspergillaceae.
AUGCUGUGCGCAAUUUCGGGAGAGGCACCCCAAGUGCCUGUCGUCUCGCCCAAGAGCGGCAGCGUCUUCGAGAAACGCCUCAUCGAGGCUUAUAUCGCCGAGAAUGGGAAGGAUCCGGUCAACGGGGAGGAACUUUCCGCCGACGAGCUCAUUGAGGUGAAGGCUCAGCGCGUCGUCCGACCCCGACCUCCCACACUUACCUCGAUCCCUUCGUUACUCAGCGUGUUUCAAGAGGAAUGGGACGCUCUAGCUUUGGAAACAUAUACACUACGUCAGACUCUCGCGCAGACGCGACAGGAGCUGAGUGCGGCACUAUACCAGCACGAUGCGGCCGUACGAGUUAUCGCACGGUUGACUAAGGAAAGAGACGAGGCACGCGACGCGCUAUCUAAAGUCACGGUUGGCGCCAGGGCUUCUGGAACUGGCGGUGAUGCUAUGCAGGUGGAUUCGACUGGUCUGCCAGAGGACGUUCUGGCCAGAGUUGAGAAUACCCAGGCAUCACUUUCUAAGACCCGACGCAAGCGUCCUAUUCCCGAAGGAUGGGCGACCGCAGAGGCAAUUUCCGCAUACAAACCGUCCGAAAGCACAGAUCCCAUCUUCCCCGGAGGCAAAACGUUAUCCGUCAAUUCAGCUGGUGACUCUGCGCUCGUCGAGACGGCCGAGGGAGUUGUUGGCGUUUUCUCGCUCUCUCAGAAGCAAGUCCUUCACAGCCUUCAGGCAAACGGCCCGGUUAUUGAUGCUAUCUGGGCUGGAGAAAAGGCGGUUGUGGCCUCCGCUACCGGCGCCGUGAAAGUCUUCGAGGGCGGCAAUGAAGUCGCAAGCUUCAACUCCCACGCCGGUGCCGCCACGGGGCUUGCGCUACACGCAACUGGCGAUAUUGUUGCAUCUGUUGGUGCGGAUAAGAGCUACGUGCUUUAUGAUCUGACAACCAACGCAGUCAUCGGACAGAACUUUAGUGACGCAUCCCUCCUUUCGGUGCAGUUCCAUCCCGAUGGUCACCUCCUUGCCGCUGGUGGUUCCGAUGGACAAAUUAAGAUUUACGACGUCAAGACCGGUUCAGCGGCGGCUAACUUUCAGCUUGCGGGGCCCGUCAAGCAAGUGUUCUUCUCGGAGAACGGUACUUUCUUGGCCGCGGUGACAGAGAACUCAACUACGGUCUCCAUCUGGGAUCUGCGCAGCGCCAAAGAGGUCAAGGUUCUCGAAACCGGCAGCCAGGUUGAUUCGAUCUACUGGGACUACACGGGACAAUUCAUUCUUACGGGCGGCCCUAGUGGGCUGACUGUUCAGCAAUACUCGAAGGCAUCGAAGGCAUGGUCAGAACCAUUACGGAGCGCCGUGCCUGCUGUAGCCGUGGCCUGGGGCUCUGCUGCUCAGAGCAUAGUGGCGCUCAAUACUGAUGGUGGACUGACAGUGUUGACGGCGCAGUAG